CGCGACAACAAACACCCAAACCCUCCCCAGAUUGAGACGGCCCGAUGAGCUACGCGCGGCGGGGCAUCCUCGACGACGACGACGAUGAGGAGGAGGACGACCACAACUGGCGCUCACUCAGUCGCAAUGCAACCACCGUCAACAGGCGCAACGGCGUCUCAAAGACAACCAACGACACGCUUGGUGAGAUUCGCGGCAUUAUUCAGAGCGAGUGGGCAGAAACCCUGCAGCCAGAUUUCAGGCCUAUUGGACUAGCGCUCGAUAUGGUAGAUACCAGCUCCCUUGGCAGACGUAGAGAUCUCGAGCGCUUCAGGCGCACAAACCAAGAUAUCGAGCGCGCACUGCAGAGUACCGUUAAUGAGCACUACCAGGGCUUCAACUCGAGUAUUGGGACAUAUGGGCAAGUCACAGGAGCGAUUGCUACUUCACAAAGGCAAGUAGGCGCGACACGGGACGCGCUACAUCGAGCAAAGGCGCAGCUGUCCACGCACAGAGAUGACUUGUUGGACUUGUCUGAGCGGUCGCGACAGUACAACGACAUGAUUUCUCUCCUCAAGGACAUUGCACGCCUGCGAGGGAUUCCAGAACAACUCGAGGCUCACUUGUCAGCAAAGCAAUUCCUAAAGGCAGUUCACUGCUUCAACGAGGCAAGUGCCAUUGCACAUCGACAGGAAAUGAUCAAUAUCGCUGCUCUGGCUGAUAUUCGACAAUACCUCAAAUCACAGUCAGUGAGUCUGGUCGAGAUCCUUUUGGAAGAACUGCACAACCACCUCUAUCUUCGCUCUCCUUACUGCGACAACAGAUGGGCAGCCUACACAGUCGGUCAGACAGACUUGCCCAUCAUUUCACUUGACGGCCGAUCGUCUCUCCGUCUGCCGCUCGAAGAUCACCGUGCAAAACGACAAGGCGAGCAGCAUGUCGCUGUUGACCAGCAUCCCGAACGCGACUCAUUCACCUACGUCAGCACGGUUCUUGAAGCGCUCUACAUUUUUGGCAAGCUACCCUAUGCGAUGGAUAUCGUUGCUCAGCGCAUGCCUAGCCAAAUACAUACCCUGUUUGGGUCGACAGUCGAUCAAGUCCGUGCAAGGCAUGGUUCAAAAAGGUCAUCUGCCAACAGCAAGCCAGACUUGACUGACCUGCUGGACAGAGAUGACGAGUCGACUGAACCCCUGCGAGACUUGUUUUGGACACUCUUCUCCAAAGUGGAUGCUAUGCUACAAGCACACAGCAAUUUGUGCGAGACACUGCUCGCUCUUCGAGAUCGAUUCGGCGGUCGUGCCGCGGCCGGGUCUGCUGUCGAGUACGACUUUGCCGAAGUCUGGAAGCCUCUCGGCUCUGAACUACGUUCGCUUCUAGGUCAAUACAUCCUCGACAAAUCAGCAUCGCUCGAGUCUGUCAAGCAAGGCAAUGUCAAUAUGAACGUCUUUAGAGAACCGGCGCGCAACAAGACGAAGCAGUUAUUUGAUUUCAUGGAUCAAAGUGGACGGCAUGAAUCUGUUGCGCAAGCUGAAGAGGAGCAGCUGCGAUCUAUGCUGCAUGAUUCAGUGCCCGGAUUGAUUGCAGAUGGACCAGACUUGAGAAACAAUUCAGUUGUCCUGACUGCAGAAAGUGGACCGAUUGCUGCAAGCACGCCCUUCAAUAUCGCCAUCAUCAUGUCGCCCACCGUGGCCUUGCUGAGUCGCGCAAAACGCAUCAUUCCGCAAGGUAGCAGCGUUUCUGCUUCCGCGAUUGAUGCAUUCUUGGAUGAACUCAUUUCGAAACUCGUGGCUCCACAGUUGACAGAGCUUCUGGAUGAUGCUACGCGAAGUGCCUUGAGCGGCACAUUGCGGCCUCUUCACAAUGUAUCCAAGGGCAGUCCAUCAGACCUGGCAGACUUUUUAAUGGUUUUAGCGCGAUUCUCGACGCUCAUUGAGCAAGUGGCAUACAAGCGCGAGCAAUAUGCCGACAUGAUGCUUGGAUCAAUGCUCGCCUAUCUACAAAAAGUGCAGAGCCAUUUCGGUUUGUGUACGGCCAACCCGCAGCAGGAUAACCAUAAGCUUGGUGCAUUGCGGCUUGGGCCUUCAUGGGCGUGUCGAGCGGAGAUUGUCGAGCUUUGGCAACCCUUUUUGCAACGCCAGUAUUUUGAGGCCUCUGAGCUCUACACCAUUGCAGCUCAAGAGCAAGACAUCUUGCGGCAAUUACGCAAACAGACACAAGUUGAGCGUGGUGACUUGAUUAUGGAUGGUCGAACGAUUCACAAUCUGGCACACCUCUAUGGCAAUGUCAAGCACUUUAUGGCAGCUGCUAGGAAGUUUCAUCAAGAUUCAAAGACACGGCCUAGUUGGAUCAAUGAAACGAAGAAGGACUCUUCUUUGCCAGCGACACUGAAGCGGCUCGAGAUGAAUACCACGGGAGCAGGCAAAUUCGACAGCAUCAUGGCAGCCUUUCAGCGCGUGCUCGUGGAUAUUCUGCUGACUUUGCGUAUUGAAUUGCACGUCCAGGUCUUGUUUUUUGUGCAGCAAUCUCUGAAGCACAGCAACUAUGACAUUGAUGAACCCGCAGUUGAAGCAGAUCCCAUCAUCCUGGAUCUUGUCAAGCAGAUUGAUCUCUUCAACGAAGUCUCCGUACAGCACCUGUCGUCGGAUGAGUCUGAGUUUGUGCUUGCUAGUCUCGCCACAUUCAUUGAUGAUCUCUUCAUUGAUGAGAGUGAACUGAUCGGUACAUUGUCUGCAGCUGGAGCGCAAAAAGUUGGACUUCACAUCCUCGCCAUUCAGCAGCAUCUCCGAAAUUUGGUGUCCUCGCCUGAAUUAGCUGAUCUUGGCCCAGCAAAGCUCUUCUUUGACUUGUUUGAGGCGACUCCACUGGGUCUGAUUGAGGUGGCAAGUUCCUCUGGAGGACUGCCAUUCGCUUAUGAGCAUGCAGCCAAAUUGCUCAGACUACAGCAUUCUCGGGAUUUACAACAAGCACAGGGUCAACAAAAUGGCACCAAUAGGGCAUCGCGUGAUGGCUCUCGCAGGAAGCUACUCGACGAACACCUGAUUCUCUUGUCAGAGGCCAUGUGGAAAGUGGAUGAAGUCGGUGGUGGCCAAUAGAAGUGU
Messenger RNA from Protomyces lactucae-debilis, 3077 nucleotides. Its product is annotated as Sec8 exocyst complex component-specific domain-containing protein. Gene Ontology annotation, biological process: exocytosis; Golgi to plasma membrane transport. Gene Ontology annotation, cellular component: exocyst. The record is from RefSeq and is a predicted model, not a curated record. The coding region runs from base 45 to 3071 and encodes 1008 amino acids. NCBI's taxonomy places the organism in Eukaryota, Fungi, Ascomycota, Taphrinomycetes, Taphrinales, Protomycetaceae. The transcript has 2 exons.